AGAGAGAGACAGAGACAGAGACAGAGACAGAGUGUGAGCUGGGGAAGGGGCAGAGAGAGGGAGACACAGAAUCCUAAGCAGGCUCCAGGCUCUGAGCUGUCAGCACAGAGCCCGAUGCGGGGCUCGAACUCACAAGCCGCAUAAUCAUGACCUGAGCUGAAGUAGGUCGCUUAUCUGAGCCACCCAGGUGCCCCUUAAAAGCAUAUUUCCAGAGUGAAUUAUACUCUUAAACUAAAAUUUUACUGUAAUCUAAGUAGUUCAUUUUUUGUUGCUUAUUAGUGCUUCUCAGGUUUGGGCAUGAUUUGAAAAAUGUUAAAUUGUUUAUAUUUUUAAGUUGUUGCCCCUUUUCACUUCCAUACUAGGUUAAGGAGAAUAUCCUAUUGGAAAUAAUCUUAAGACAGUUGUAUUUUAUCUCUUGGAUUCUCCUAUUCAGAAAUGUUGAACACAAUGUACCAGUGGCCUUGACUUACAAAUAAUUGACUCUGAUUCAAAAGUAGGUUCUAUUAAAUGACUUCAUUACUUUUAAGGAUCUUGAAUUGUAAUAUUUGACUAUUGUAUUAUUCAUUUUCUUUUUUUUUUUUUGUAUUAUUCAUUUUCUUAAAUUUACAUUUAGUAAUUGUGUAAGGUCUCAUUAUUUAUUCUAAUCCAACAAUUCCCAACCUUUGGUUUACCAAAAAAUGUUUAUGAAAAAUUGUAGAUAUAUAUAGGUUUGAUGAAGGGCCCAGGAGUAUGCAUUUAAAAAAAAAAUACUAGGCAGUUUUUAUGCAGGUGGCUGUGGACUACACUUUGAAAAAACAUAACUGUACAUAAAGAGUUUUUAUUUACUGUCACAAUUCUUGUAUUAAAACCAUAUUUCUCAUUGUUUACCUGAUUUCUGUAUUGACUCUUACAUUUCUUGAAUGCCUGCUAUGAGAGAUGUUGUAUUAGGUAUAUCAGAUCAAAGAUUAAUAAGAUAGCUUCUGCCUUUAAGGAGCUCAGUAAGUCGUUGGGUGAGAUCGGUAAACAAUUCCGAGCAGUCAGAUGAGUGCUAACUGGGUAUAAGCAAACCUUAUGGAAGCAUCACACACACACACACACACACACACACACACACACACACACACACUUUGCCUGGAAGAAUUAGGGUGGGAAAAGUUUCCCAGUGGAGAUGAUAACCAGAGAUUGAAGAAAGUAGAGGAGUUUAGAUAACAUCAAAAUAAAAAGCUUCUGCACAGCAAAGGAAACAAUCAACAAAACUAAAAGGCAACCUACUGAAUGGGAAAAGAUAUUUGCAUAUGACAUAUCUGAUAAAGAGUUAGUAUCCAAAAAUGUAUAAAGAACUGAUACAACGCAAUACCCCAAAACCAAAUAAUCCAAUUCAAAAAUAGGUGGAAGAGGGGUGCCUGGUGGGCUCAGUUGGUAGAGCAUACAGCUCUUGAUCUCAGGGUCAUGAGUUUAAGUCCGAUGUUUGGUGUAGAGCUUACAAAAAAAAAAAAAAGGGCAGGAGACAUGAACAGACAUUUCUCCAAAGAAGACAUACAGAUGGUCAACAGACACAUAAAAAUAUGCUCAACAUCACUUCUCAUCAGGGAAAUGCAAAUCAGAACUACAAUGAGAUAGCACCUCACACCUGUCAGAAUGGCUAAAAUCAAAAAGACAACAAGUGUCGUCAAGGAUAUGGAGAAAAAGGAACCCUAGUGCACUGUUGGUGGGGAUGCAAACUGGUUCAGCAGCUGUGGAAAAUGGUACACAGGUUUCUCAAAGAGUUAAAAAUAGGGGUGCCUGGCUGGCUCAGUUGGAAGAGCACAUGACUCAUGAUCUCAGGGUCAUGAAUUCAAGCCCCAUAUUGGGCAUAGAGAUUACUUAAAUAAAACUUAAAAAAAAAAAAGUUAGAAGUACCCUAUGAUCCAGUAAUCGCACUACUGGAUAUUUGCCCCCAAAACACAAAAGCACUAAUUCAGACUAAUGCACCCCUAGGUUUAUUGCAGCAUUACUUAUAUAUUUAUUUUUUUAAAAAAAGUUUAUAUAUUUUGAGAGAGCAAGCACAAGUAAGGGAGGGACAGAGAGGACAGAGUGAGACUCCCAAGCCGACUUUGCACUGUCAGCAGAGUCUGAUGCAGGGCUUGAACUCACAGUCUGUGAGGCCAUGACCUGAGUCAAAGUCAGGUGCUUAACUGACUAAUGCUGCCCCUAUUGCAGCAUUAUUUAUAAUAGCUAAAUUAUGGAAGCAGCUUAUGUGUUCAUUGAUAGAUGAAUAGAUAAAAAAGAGGUGGUAUAUAUAUACAAUGGAAUAUUAUUCAGCAGUGAAAAGGAAUGAAAUCUUGCCAUUUGCAACAACAUGGUUGGAGCUAGAGAGUAUAAUGCUAAGUGAAAUAAGUCAGAGAAAGACAAAUAACAUGAUUUCAUUCAUAUGUGAAGUUUAAGGAACAAAAUAAGCAAAGGAAAAAAAAGUAGAGACACAAACCAAGAGACAGACUUUUUAAAAAAAAUUUUUUAAUGUUUUUAUUUUAUUUUGAGAGACAGUGUGAGCGGGGAAGGGGCAGAGAGAGAGGGAGACACAGAAUUAAAAAUUUUAAGUAAAUAAAAAUAAUAAAAAAAGGGGGGCACCUGGGUGGCUCAGUUGGUUUAAGUGUCUGACUCUUGAUUUCAGCUCAGGUCAUGAUCUCAUCGUUCGUAGGAUUGAGCUCUGAGUCAGGCUCUGUGCUGACAGCAUGGAGCCUGCUUGGGAUUCUCUCUCCCUUUCUCUCUGCCCCUCUCCCAUACAUAUGUGUUCUCUUUCUCAAAAUAAAUAAACAUUUAAAAAAAAGUAGAGGAAUUUGGCAUGAAGUGCUUACUGGUUAUGAGCACUAUGUUCUCUACACAUAAUUCAUUUAACCCUCACAAAAUGACAUAGGUAUUACCAUUUCCCCUAUUGUAGAGUUGUGAAAAAUUUGAGGUCAGAGAAAUUAAGUUGCUUGCCCAAUAAGUUAACUGCCAAGAGUUGGUAUGUUGGCAGAUCCAGUUUUGGGAUUUAGAUAUUAUAAUUCUAGAACCUGUGUUUUUAGUUACUGUGUGUUCAAGGCUCUGUGGUAAAAGGAGCAUGGCAAUAAACUGAGAGGUCUGUGUCAUCAGAGCACAGGAAGUUGGAGUUGAAACUAGCGAGGUAGGGUGGGACCAGAUAAUGUAAUUCCUUUAAUGUUAAUGAUUUUUGUUCCAACUAAAAUACAAUGUAAAGGGAUCGAACACUUAAGUAGAGGGAAUGACGUAAUCAGAUUUGCAUUUUGAAAGGUCAUUCUAGUUGCAGUAGACCAAAUGGAUUGGAGAAGGGCCACGAGUGGAUGCAAUGGCACUAUUUAGGAAGUUGUUAUAUAGUAAGGCAGCCCAAAUGAGAUAAAGUAGUAGCCUAGUAGCCUAGGUGGAAUAAGGAGGAAAUUGUGGAGAUGUAGGAAAGUGUGUCAAUUUGAGAAAGAUUUAGGAGGACAGAUCUACAAAAUGUAAUGAUGGAUUAGGUUAUGGGUGAAGGAAAGGGAGUUGUUGAAAAAUAACUCUUAGGUUUCUGAACUGCUGAAUUGAAUAUAUUAGGUUGGCUCACUGUUCUAUAUAGUCACAGGAUGAUUAGUUUGAGUGAUUAGACUAUGUUGAGUUAGAAGUGCCUUUGAGAUAUUAAAGUGGAGAUGUCAAAUAUAUAGCUUUAUAGUACCUUUGAACUUUCUGUAUAGUAAAUAAAUGAGGUGUCCAUUAUUUUGUCCCUAAUAGCAUAGCUGAUUGGUACUUUUUCAGGGCUUUAUCAUAGUUGUUAUCUCUUGAAUCACUGGUAAUAAAAAAGAAUGUAAAUAGAGUUUGGCUGUCAGUAGAGCUAAUAAAAGAAUGUGAAAAUAUUCUUCAAUCUAGAAAGCAAUUAAGACAAGUAUGUUAGGACAGUUCUCCUUUGGAUAAUGGCAGAACUAAGAAUAUACCCUGAUAAGAGACUAGGGAAAAAGAGGGCCAAAAAAGGCUAAUCUAAAUCUAAAAUGACAAUUUAAGAGCAAUCUAGUUUGAAUAUUGAAGUUACAUAUUUCCUUCCUUUUGUUAAUAACGGAAUUAUUCUUGACUUACCUAAACUACAGUUACCCAAGUUACUGUAGAUGUACAGUGGGAUUAGUUAUACCAGAAGCGAAAUGUUUUUUUUUCUUCAUUUCUCCAUCAUAGUCAUUUGAUGCUGUGCUGAUAAAUCAGCAUAGCAUUAAUUUAUACAUUCAGGCAUAUUGUAUAUUUUAACUAUUCACUUUAAAUUUUCUUGAAAAACAGAAGAGGUCUGACUAAUAUUUCUUUAAGUUAAAGCUAUUCUCAGAUUAUUAGAUUUUGUUUAUUGAAUUUAGAGCAGUAGUUUCCCUUUAUCAGAAAAUAUUGCCACUCUUAAAAGUAUUGUGAUACUGGACAAGACUAAGCUUUUGAUGAAGAUUUUAUAUCUUGUAGGUAUUGUAAUGUUGGUUUCUGUGUUACUAAUAUUUUAUUUAUUUUUGUAAGUUUUUUUUGUAAGAUUUUUCUUUCUAAGUAACCCCUAUACCUAAAGUGGGGUCAGACUUAACAACCCUGAGAUCAAGAGUUGCAUGUUUCACCAACUGAGCCAGCUAGCCAGGUGCUGUUUUACUGUUAUUUUAAAGUUCUCUGGAAAAAAUAGUUUUAAAGAUAAUUCAUAUGUAGAUAUAGAAUAUUUGGAAGAUAAAAGCCAUCACUGAAUUUACCACCUAGAGAUAUCACUGUUUUGGUGUAUUUCCUUUACUGUUACUUCUCUGUAUUUAUUUUUAUUUUUUUAUUGUUAAAAAAAUUUUUUUGUGUUAACGUCUGUUCAUUUUUGAGAGAGUGUAAGCAGGGGAGGGGCAGAGAGAGAGGGAGACACAGAACUCAAAGCAGGCUCCAGACUCCACACUAUCAGCACAGAGCCAGAUGUGGCUCUCAGACUCAAGAUCUGUGAGAUCAUGACCUGAGCUGAAGUAGGACCCUUAACUGACUGAGCCACACAGGUGCCGCUACUUCUCUGUAUUUUUAAUGUACAGACCAUGUAGAGUGUAGUAGUUAAGAAUGGAAAGAUUCUAGAAUUAAAUCCCAUAGGUUCAGAUUUCUGUUCCAUCACUUAUUAGCUAUGUGAUUUUAGCAAAUUUAUUUCUCUGAAUCUUGAGUUUCAAAAUUUGUAAUAUGAGGAUAUAAAAGUAAAUACUACUGUUUGCUGUGUGCCAGUUGCUUUACUAAGUGAAAAAUCUGAAUCUUCAUAACAUCUCUAUUUAAGAGCCACUUAAUAGUGCCUUUAUAGGGCGCCUGGGUGGGUCAGUCAACGACUUCAGCUCAGGUCAUGAUCUCAGGGUUCAUGGAUACGUGCCCUGAGUCAGGCUCUGUGCUGACAGCUCAGAGCCAAGAGCCUGCUUCAGAUUGUGUCUCCCUUGCUCUCUGCCCCUCUCCUGCUCGCUGUCUCUGUCCCUCUCUCAAAAAUAAACAAAUGCCUAUAAGAGGAUAAAUUAAAUAAUGGAUGUAAUGUACUUAAUAUAGUGCUUAGAUAAGAGACUCUUAAAAACUGAGAACAAACUGAAGGUUGAUGGGGGGUGGGAGGGAGGGGAGGGGAGGUGAUGGGCAUUGAAGAGGGCAUCUUUUGGGAUGAGCACUGGGUGUUGUAUGGAAACCAAUUUGACAAUAAAUUUCAUAUAUUAAGAAAAAAAUAAAGAAUGUUAACCCCCCCCCCAAAUAAAUAAAAAUAAAAAUAGUUCAUCCAGUGUGUAUAUCUUUGACAAGAAAAAAAAAUAAUAUAGUGCUUAGGACAUAAUAAAUGUCACUUAUGUGUAUUUUGAAAAUUGCAUUGUACAGUUUAUUAAAGCUUUUAUUGUGGCCACCUUCUCAUGCCAUUAAUACUCCUUGAAUGAAACUGGAAUUUUUAAAAUGGCUUACAGAAAUUCAUCAAAUGGAUUCAUUUACUCAUUUCUCUAGCAAUAGACCUUUAGAUUGUUUCUAGCUGUUUAGCUCUUAAAAAUAAUGCUAUUAUGAACAUAUUUGUUAUGAUUAUUUUUUUAGUUUCCAGAGGUAGAGUUGAGUUAAAGGGCGGGAGUAUAUUUUUAUAUUGAUAUCUAGCCCUGCAUUGCUUUCCUGAAAUGCAGAUCGGUGUACAUUCUUUUUUCAUGUUGUUUAAAUAGUUAUUAGCUUUUCUUUCUUCCUCUAUUUUUUUUUUUUUUUUUGAGAGAGUGUGCGUGGAGGAGGGGCAAAGGGAGAGGGAGAAAGAGAAUCUUUCUGAAAAUUAUUUAUUUAUUUAUUUUUUAUGUUUAUUUUUGAGAGAGAGAGAGAGAGAGAGAGAGAGCGAGCGAGCAUGAGCAGGUGAGGGGCAGAGAGAGAGGGAGACACAGAAUCUGAAGCAGGCUCCAGUCUCCAAACUCCAGGCUGUCAAGCAAAGAGCCCGACUUGGGGCUUGAACUCCUGAACCAUGAGAUCAUGACCUGAGCCAAAGCCAAGAAUCAGACCAACCGACUGAGCCACCCAGGCGCCCCGGGAGAAAGAGAAUCUUAAACAGGCUCCAUGCCCACUCAAUACUGAAUACUUUGGAACUGUUUGCGCUGGGCUUAAUCUCACAACUGUGAGAUCAUGACCUGAGCCGAAAUCAAGAAUAGGCCACUUAACUGACUCAACCACCCAGGCACCCCUAAGAUUGUAAGUAAUCUCUACACCCACCCUGAGGCUCAUACUUCCAGCCCUGAGAUCAGCAUGCUCCACUGCCUGAGCCAGCCAAUUGUCCCUGGAGUAUGAAGUCUUUGUUGGGCUUAUCACCCUGAGCUCCAUAGAGGUGGGCAGCAGCUUUAAGCACAGAACUGUCAUUUUUACCUCCUGCGCUUUUCGGAUCCUCCAGAGUGGGCAGCUCCGGUAUGAUAGUGGUAGUCUGCAUCCCUAGGAGGCGCCCCAGCUGCGUUGCCCCCAUCUCCUAACUUUUUUAUUUUGAGAAAUAUAAGAUAGAUUGGAAAGUUGCUAGAAUUGUGCAGUGAAUACCCAAUGUACUCCUUACGAACAUUCACCAGUUGCUAACGUAUAUAACUAUUGCUGUAUUACAUAGAUACUGACUUGAUUCCCCUGAACUAUUUGAGUUCAUUGCAGAUGUGAUUGUAAAUACUUACGCAUUUAUUGCAUAAGAACAAGGUCAUUGUCUCACUAAACACAAUAAAAGUGCCACAGGAAUUUUAACAGUACAAUACUCUUAUCAAAUAUACAGCCCAUAUUCAGGUUUUUCUAGUUUGUCACAAUGAUGUCUUUUAAGGAUGGAUUUUCCCCCCAAUCGAGGACCUACAUUGCAUUUAUUUGUCAUAUGUCUUUGGUUUUCUUUAACUUCUGGAACAUUUCCCUGGUCUUUUUGGUCUUUCAUGAUAUUUUGAAGAAUGCAGGUUAGUUUUUCAACUAAUUUCCAUUUUGACAGAUUAUCAUCUUUGUGAGAUUUUAAAAUUUGUUAAUAUGGAAUUGUAGAUAUCUAAAUAGUUUGGUAGUCUUUUUUCUUCCCUCCAAAUCUUUGACCCAGUAAUUUUUUAUAAGAAUAUUUUUCAGGGGUGCCUGGGGGGCUCAGUCAGUUGAGCAUCUGCCUCUUGAUUUCAAUUCAGGUCAUGAUCCCAGGGUUGUGAGAUCGAGCCCCGCGUCUCCCCAUCUCCCCUGUGCACACUCUGUCUCUGCCUCAAAAAAAGAAAAAAAAAGAAUGGUUUUCAGUGUAUGCAAGAAAUUUUGAAAAAUCUAAAUGAAAAUAAAUCUCCUCUGCAAAGUUGUAACACUUGUAGAUUUUGAGUUAUACUAAAACUUAAAUUUCUGCAUCAUUCCUACCUGGCAAGUUUCUAGCACUUUGAAGAAUCAUUGAAAUUCUAAUGUUUUUUAUUUGCAUUGUAAAAAUUCUUACAAACUGCAUUCGUUGAAAGAACUAACUAAAAAUGAAGAAAGCAAAAUGAAGAAACAAAAUGAAGAAAAUAAGUCUAUACGUUCUAGGACUCAUGUAAUAGCUGUCAACAUUUUAGUCUAUACGCUUCCAGUCUUGAGGGAAUCAAAGUGUAUGUGUGGGAGACAUUAAAAGAAUUUUGUUAUCAGGGUGUCUGGCUGGCUCAGUUGGUAGAUCACGCAACUCUUGAUCCUGGGCUUGUAAAUUCAGCUCCCACAUUGGAUGUAGAGAUUACUUAAAAAUAAAAUCUUAAAAAAAAUUUUUUUUGAUUUGUAACACAGUGCUGUAAUUUGCUUUGCCCUCCUUUACUAGUGGUUGCAUUAUUAAACAAUGAAAGAAUGGACAAGUAGAAGUGUUAUAUGAUCUUAUUAAUGGGAAACAACUGGAAAGAGCAGCUCUUACCAGUCAGCAUUUAGAUUCUUCCUAAGUACCGUAAAUAAUUCUUAAUGGUUGUAUCAUACGGUUGUUUUUCUAGUUCUCAGAAUAUCUGUUGAUUGGGGAUGAGGGGACAUUAGAGAGGUGAGUGCUUGUGGAAUUGCAAAUUAUGAAAAUCUUAAACUUUAUUUGGAACUAAGUUUCAUGUAAGUGCUAUGGCCAGAAAAUGAAUUUCUUACCUUAAUUUUUUUUUAAUUUUUUUUUUUUAACGUUUAUUUAUUUUUGAGACAGAGAGAGACAGAGCAUGAACGGGGGAGGGGCAGAGAGAGGGAGACACAGAAUCCGAAACAGGCUCCAGGCUCUGAGCUGUCAGCGCAGAGCCCGACGCGGGGCUCGAACUCACGGACCGUGAGAUCAUGACCUGAGCUGAAGUCGGAUGCUCAACCAACUGAACCACCCAGUUUAUGCCAGCGUGGCUUCAUUCAUACAGAUGAACCAGGGAUUGGGAUAGCAGUAUAAAAUUAGAAUCAGAGAACUGAUUGCCCAGCAGGAUGCCAUCAACCAACCGAGCGGGCAGUCUGAAGGACCCUGAAAUUGCAGAGCUCUUCUUCAAAGAAGACCCAGAGAAGCUCUUCACAGAUCUCAGAGAAAUUGGCCAUGGAAGCUUUGGAGCAGUAUAUUUUGCACGAGAUGUGCGCACCAAUGAAGUGGUGGCUAUCAAGAAAAUGUCUUAUAGUGGGAAGCAGUCUACUGAGAAAUGGCAGGAUAUUAUUAAGGAAGUCAAGUUUCUACAAAGAAUAAAACAUCCCAACAGUAUAGAAUACAAAGGCUGCUAUUUACGUGAGCACACAGCAUGGCUGGUAAUGGAAUAUUGCUUAGGAUCUGCUUCAGAUUUACUGGAAGUUCACAAAAAGCCAUUACAAGAAGUGGAAAUAGCAGCAAUUACACAUGGUGCUCUCCAGGGAUUAGCCUACUUACAUUCUCAUACCAUGAUCCAUAGAGAUAUCAAAGCAGGAAAUAUCCUUCUGACAGAACCAGGCCAGGUGAAACUUGCUGACUUUGGAUCAGCUUCCAUGGCAUCUCCUGCCAAUUCUUUUGUGGGAACGCCAUAUUGGAUGGCCCCAGAAGUAAUUUUAGCCAUGGAUGAAGGACAGUAUGAUGGCAAAGUAGAUGUAUGGUCUCUUGGAAUAACAUGUAUUGAACUAGCGGAAAGGAAGCCUCCUUUAUUUAAUAUGAAUGCAAUGAGUGCCUUAUAUCACAUAGCCCAAAAUGAAUCCCCUACAUUACAGUCUAAUGAAUGGUCUGAUUAUUUUCGCAACUUUGUAGAUUCUUGCCUCCAGAAAAUCCCUCAAGAUCGCCCUACAUCAGAGGAACUUUUAAAGCACAUGUUUGUUCUUCGGGAGCGCCCUGAAACAGUGUUAAUAGAUCUCAUUCAAAGGACAAAGGAUGCAGUAAGAGAGCUGGACAAUCUGCAGUAUCGAAAGAUGAAGAAACUCCUUUUCCAGGAGGCACAUAACGGACCAGCAGUAGAAGCACAGGAAGAAGAAGAGGAACAAGAUCAUGGUGUUGGCCGGACAGGAACAGUGAAUAGUGUUGGAAGUAAUCAGUCUAUUCCCAGUAUGUCCAUCAGUGCCAGUAGCCAAAGUAGUAGUGUUAACAGUCUUCCAGAUGCCUCAGAUGACAAGAGUGAGCUAGAUAUGAUGGAGGGAGACCACACAGUGAUGUCUAAUAGUUCUGUCAUCCAUUUAAAACCUGAGGAAGAAAAUUACAGAGAAGAGGGAGAUCCUAGAACAAGAGCAUCAGAUCCACAAUCUCCACCUCAAGUGUCUCGUCAUAAAUCACACUAUCGUAAUCGGGAACACUUUGCUACUAUACGGACAGCAUCACUGGUUACAAGGCAAAUGCAAGAACAUGAGCAGGACUCUGAGCUUAGAGAACAGAUGUCUGGCUAUAAGAGAAUGAGGCGGCAACAUCAAAAGCAACUGAUGACUCUGGAAAAUAAGCUAAAGGCUGAGAUGGAUGAACAUCGCCUCAGAUUAGACAAAGAUCUUGAAACUCAGCGUAAUAAUUUUGCUGCAGAGAUGGAGAAACUUAUCAAAAAACAUCAGGCUGCUAUGGAAAAAGAGGCUAAAGUGAUGGCCAAUGAGGAGAAAAAAUUUCAGCAACAUAUUCAGGCUCAACAGAAGAAAGAACUAAAUAGUUUUUUGGAGUCCCAGAAAAGAGAAUAUAAACUUCGAAAGGAACAGCUUAAGGAGGAACUGAAUGAAAACCAGAGCACCCCAAAAAAGGAAAAACAAGAAUGGCUUUCAAAGCAGAAGGAGAAUAUACAACAUUUCCAAGCAGAGGAAGAGGCUAAUCUUCUCCGACGACAGAGGCAAUACCUAGAGCUGGAGUGCCGUCGCUUCAAGCGAAGAAUGUUACUUGGACGCCAUAACUUGGAGCAGGACCUUGUCAGGGAGGAGUUAAAUAAAAGGCAGACUCAAAAGGACUUAGAGCAUGCCAUGCUACUGCGACAACAUGAAUCCAUGCAAGAACUGGAGUUCCGUCACCUCAACACAAUUCAGAAGAUGCGCUGUGAGUUGAUCAGAUUGCAGCAUCAGACUGAGCUCACAAACCAGCUGGAAUAUAACAAGCGAAGAGAACGAGAACUAAGGCGAAAGCAUGUCAUGGAGGUUCGACAACAGCCUAAGAGUCUGAAGUCUAAAGAACUCCAAAUAAAAAAGCAGUUUCAGGAUACCUGUAAAAUCCAAACCAGACAGUACAAAGCAUUAAGAAAUCAUCUACUGGAGACUACACCAAAGAGCGAGCACAAAGCUGUUCUGAAACGGCUCAAGGAGGAGCAGACCCGGAAGUUAGCCAUCUUGGCUGAGCAGUAUGACCACAGCAUUAAUGAAAUGCUCUCCACACAAGCUCUACGUUUGGAUGAAGCACAGGAAGCAGAAUGCCAGGUUUUAAAGAUGCAGCUGCAGCAGGAACUGGAGCUAUUGAAUGCAUAUCAGAGCAAAAUCAAGAUGCAAGCCGAGGCACAACAUGAUCGGGAGCUUCGAGAGCUUGAACAGAGGGUCUCCCUCCGCAGGGCACUCUUAGAACAAAAGAUUGAGGAAGAGAUGUUGGCUUUGCAGAAUGAACGCACAGAACGAAUAAGAAGUCUGUUGGAGCGCCAAGCCAGAGAAAUUGAAGCUUUUGACUCUGAAAGCAUGAGACUAGGUUUUAGUAACAUGGUCCUUUCCAAUCUUUCCCCUGAGGCAUUUAGCCACAGCUACCCGGGAGCUUCUGGUUGGUCUCAUAAUCCUACUGGGGGUCCAGGACCUCACUGGGGUCAUCCCAUGGGUGGCCCACCACAGGCUUGGGGCCAUCCAAUGCAAGGUGGACCCCAACCAUGGGGUCACCCUUCAGGGCCAAUGCAAGGGGUACCCCGAGGUAGCAGUAUGGGAGUCCGCAAUAGCCCUCAGGCUCUGAGGCGGACAGCUUCUGGGGGACGGACAGAGCAGGGCAUGAGCAGAAGCACGAGUGUCACUUCACAAAUAUCCAAUGGGUCACACAUGUCUUAUACAUAACUUAAUAAUUGAGAGUGGCAAUUCCGCUGGAGCUGUCUGCCAAAAGAAACUGCCUACAGACAUCAUCACAGCAGCCUCCUCACUUGGGUACUACAGUGUGGACGCUGAGUGCAUAUGGUAUAUUUUAUUCAUUUUUGUAAAGCAUUCUGUUUUGUGUUUACUAAUUGAGAUGUCAUAGCAUUUGGCUGCCGGGUUUUGUUUUGUUCUUUAACUUCUGGAAAAUUUUUGAAAGGGGGAAUUGUGUGUAUGUAAAAAGAAAUUGGCUAGAUUGGGGGUAAUUUUUGAACACUGCAAAAAUAGAAUACAGCAUAGUGGCGUGAGUCAUCACUUUGGGGCUACUGUAUUCUAAGAAAUUUGUGAAAAGAUCUAAAGCCUUCCCCACACCCCAAAUUCUUAUGAGCCACUCACAGCAGGCAGGCAGCAUAUGUUGAACCAAGUGAUUAUUGAAACACACCUGUAUCCCCUCACCAGUGUAUUUUCUUUAUUAAAUUGGUCUGACUUCUCGGCCUCAUUUGGAGUAAAAGAGUAGAAAUUCACGAACACUAAAGGGUUGCAUUGACUUUUACAGAGAGUAGAAAACAACUUAGUUCUUUUUCUGAAUGCUGCAUAAGUUUGUCAGUUUUUGUUUUUGUUUUGUCCGUUCAAUUGUGCCUUCUUUGUGGCAUGGUGAGAUGGAGGUGCUUCAGGAGAUCACAAGUUGUGUGGAAAUUGCAUCAACAAACCUGUGAGCCUUCAAAGGGGAGACUGGAAGGUGAGAGAGGCCCCUGAAAGUUCAUGUGGUGGGUAUGUUCAGCAGCAGAGUGAGGAGAUGAAGCCUAUAUAUCCUAAUGUUUUAUUGCUUUUACUGUGAUAUCUCAUCCUAGCUAAGCUCUAUAACUCCCAAGACCCCAAACAGUACUUUUACUUUGUACAAAAACAGACAUAUAGCCAAUACAAAUCAAAUGCCAGAGGUAUUUGAAGGAUGCCAUAUUUGCAAACUGCCAUCCAUUGGAAUUCUCAUUACACUACAUAGACAUAAUUUGAUUAUCCUCCCCCUUUUGGCUUAUGGGAUUUCCUGUUUACAAGUAGAAUAGCCAAUUAUUUAAAUAUUUAGUUGCCAUAGUGAACCAGGAGUCACUGAGCCAAUGACUUUACCAGCUGCUGACUAAUCCUCAUCACCACUGUAGAUUUUGCUGUAUGUGCAGGUCCUUUUUUUUUCUUUUGUCUCUCUCUCUCUCUCUCUCUCUUUUCUUUUUUCUUUUUCUUUUUUUUUUUUUUUUUUUGGCUAUUUUUGUUGCUGCAAUACUUUACAAACUUUUAGUUCCUUGAGACUUAGUGACCAUUUGGCAUCAUGUUAACAUCACACAGUAGGAAACACCACUUCCAGAAGUCUCUAGCCUCAGUGCUAAAGUACUACUGAAAAGGAACUAUCAAGUUUGGCAAAUUAAAAAAGACAAAAAAAAAGGUUAAGUAAGUUAUAGUGGUCAGGGAAUCUCUUAAUGAAAGCUAACUUUUUUUUUCCCCAGAGAGGGGCAUGUUUUGUUUUGUUUUAUGUUUUGCAAUGAAGGAUCAACCCAACGCUAAAAGUCAGAUGUUCCUUGGCAUUCCACACCCAGUGUGGAAAUUGAGUUGAAGGUGGUUAAGGAGCUAUGAGUAUGACUUGAAGGAAAAAAAAUGUCCUUCCCAGUGACAGAUCAGAGUUUCUUACAAGUUAUUGCCCUGCCCCCUCCCCAGUUGUCUUGAAGAACCCUUGCUACUAACUCUGGGUCCUCAUUUUCAUGUGGUCAGAGGGCUCCAAGUUAGAAUUCCCUAAGUCUCAGUGACACCUAGACCUGAGUGAUGACCAAACAGUAAUCUAUCACUGUUGAAAUCUUGGUUUUUCUCAACCAAAUUUAAGUCUUCCCCAGGUAUGUCAGCCCAAUCUCCAUGAAGCCUCCCCUUUAGGAGUUUCUGGCAUUCAUUGAAAGGUAACUGGAAGAAAAAUUAAUAUUUUAAUGUAAAUUUUUGAAAAACCAAGGUAACAGUAGAAUUCACACUCAGUUUAGGCAGUGUUUCAGAUAACACUAUGAUACAUUGUCCUUUUGACCAUGCUCACGAUCACUAGUUAUUAGGUGAACAUAACAUGCACUUGUCCUAUCUAAUGAAAGGGGCUUCUGAUUUUCUGAAUCUCUCUUUUCUGGCAUUAAAAUAUUACCGUAUUUCAGACAAACUGAGAUAUAUACCUGUUUGGAGGAAAAUGAUAGGAGAGCUCUUUAGAAUUAAUUAAAUGUCCAAAAAUGUAAUGGAAUUUUAUAUAUUUCAAAAAACUGUCAUUCAGUCUGGCCAAUCUGUACUACUGGAGGGGGUGGAAUAUGGAAGCAGAUCAGUUUUGCGUACGAAACUCUUUAAAAUCCAAAAUACUACCCGUGAUACAUGCUAGAGUCUACUUGUGGACUUAGUCAAAUCGAGUUACUGAGUUCAUAUAUACUUUUAAAAUCGUGAUUGAGUACUGACUCCGCAUGUCUGUCCAGUAGGGCUUUGUAUCUAUCUGAUUGAAUUGCAUGACAGCCAGUUUUUCAUGUAGGUCAUGACUAUACCUGGAUUAUUCCAUUAAGUUAAUUUAAUUAAAAUAUUUAUGGUUUGCAAAAAUAAUUUCACUUAAUUGGUUUGUGUGAUCUGACUUCUGAGGAAUCUCAUACAUGGUAGGAAUCAUCAAAGAGUAAAGCUUGUAGCAGGAAAAUAUGAAAAGUUUUGAGAGAUCCUAAAGAAAGAAGCAGGCACUUUCUGAGUCAGUGUACAAAUGUCAACAUUUGAUCAAAUUAAUACUACCUCCUCCCCAGUGUUGGUGUUCACUUGGUAUAUAUGUAUUUAAGAAAAUAAAAAGUAUGGGAAAUUUGUCCAGCAUAUCAGAACAUUGUAAAUGCUAUAUCUGGUAUCCAGAGCUUGGCAGUAAAAAGUUUCUUGUGUUCACUGUCUCUCCCAUUUUUUAAGUUAGCAUUUUAAAAAUGCAAAACCUCAUACCUUGAAAUAUAUUAUUCCUAAUUGGGUUUCCUUCCUUUUGCACAUACUUUUUCUCUUCUUAUUAAAGUUAGCUCUAAGAACCCCAAAUUGUAGGAUCUGAAAGUAUUUUCGUGAUAUAGAGAAUGUUAGCUGGAAAAUGUGUUUAUAUUGUUUUUAUUUAGAGCUGCCAGUCCUUUUAGUCCUUUCUAUGCCUAGAAAUGAAUAGUCCUGCGUUUGAACCACCCCACAGGUAUAAUAUGCUUGGUACCCAAAGCCAAGGGUUUAUUGAUAAAUUGAACUUUUUAGCAAAGUCAUUAUGAUUUUCAGCUGCCUAGACAUCAAGACCAUUCAGUACACUAAAACUGUCCUUGACACUCCUCCCUAUUUUUCCUCACCCCCCAUCCCCAAAUCGAAAACUCUAUGAGUAUCUUUCUCAGACCAUAAGGCUGACUUUAGUAACUUUCUACUUCUUUAAGUACUAAAUGUCUGGCAUUUUAAACUUUUAUAGAAUACAUUGUGUUGGACACUGGAAUAAUACUGUUUAUUUUCACCUGUGAAAAAAUGACUAUUGUACUUGAAACACCUCCUUUGCAUUUCUCCAUUUGUGCCAUUCACUAGUGGAAAUAAAUUGUAUUAUACCAUGAUCUACUGGCUUUUUAAAACUGUGUUAAAUAUGCACAUUUUGGUAUAGUUAUUAUCAUUUGUAUGUAUAUACUGUAUAUACAUAUGAGUGUCUAUAUGUGUGUAUAGAUAGAUGGAUGUAAUUCAUACUGUACAUUUCCAUCAGGGUGCUUAAGGUUCUGUUAUUUUGUUAUUUCAGUCCUCAGUUAAGGCAAGAAUGCAUGUGUUUCUUAAGAAUGAGUAUUCUGGGUUGAUAUGUAUGAGAAGGUGGUCAUUAGAUGCAAUCUUUUCUUUUUUACUCCCUUCUUAGCACUUGUGUGGGUGGAAAGAAAGUUAAGUAAAUGUGGAACCAUAAGUUGCAAUGCAGUAAAAUAAUGCCAGGGGAGGAGCCAGUUAGUGUCUCUGUGAGUUUGUGUUGUGAUGCAAUAAACGAUAAGUGGUGCAGAGAGAAAUGAACCGUGGAAAUUACAAACACUGGUGGUGAUUCCUCUGCCAAGAUGAUGAAAAGAACCAGUAAGUCACAGUCUCCAUGUGCGCGAUCUCGGUGUAUUUCUUAGUAGUGAUGCCAUUGAUCCUCUUGCUCUUUUUACUCCGUUGAUACUAACACUUACACAUUUUGCUAAGGACCAAAACAGCCAAGAAAGGAAUUACUGCUAAAGCAUCUAAGGUUCUCCUAAACGGUGAGAUCAACAGGAAAUGGCCACUGGGAGAGAAGGAUAUGGUAUUGGUGUGGGGCUUUCUCCCUUGAGCUGCCUCUUCUUGCUUGCCAAUAGUUAAGUUCUUCAUGCACCUUCCAGCUCUUCUGAGCCACUACUAUUCAAGCACAGAUUUGGCCCAACACAGCAACCCUUUCCUGGGAGGUUUAUAUGGUCCUGCAUUCUGUCCCAUGCUUACAAUGUGAAGUGUGUAAGUGUGUAUUCAAGUCAGAAAAUAAUAUAUUUAAGGUAUAGAAGUGUGAAUCUCCUAUAAUGAUGGAAGAAGAGCUUCUUGUUUCUUAGAUAGAAAUCUACCUUCUCUAAGGAACAAAGCCAAAACUUGGGCUGUCAUCUCUGAGCUGCUUACCAAAAUACAGAUCAUUAUUAAAGAGAGACAAAGUCUCUCUUCUUUUCCCUCACCUAACAUGAUAGUGCCCCUGAGGUUGUAGCAUUGCCUUUGAGAAGGCGCUCACUUACUCUUAAGUUGAGAACUGGAAAUUUCCCAUCCUCAGAUUCCCUAAAGGAUGAAGGCUGUGCUGUACACUUAGCAGACUUGCCUCUUGUAUGCAAGGACUACUGAUUGAAGUCUGUCUUGCUGUGUGUGUGGUUAUGUUGUCUGCACUUUUAUGAAAUCACCACAAUAGGUCUGCAUUGGAAAUGACUAUUAAUUUGUAAGGAAGUAAGUUUUAUUUAAACAUUGUCUAGAAAAAGAAAGUGAAGCUGAGAACUCUUCCGUUAUUGUGCAUUUAUAUUUUUCUGCUGAAUUCCGGUAGCCCCCUUGAAAGUCACGUUGACUAAGUUUUCCCUCGUUUAUAUUCAAAUUUCCAAAAUUUCACUCACAAAGGAAGAGAACCCGUUUGGCCUAAUGACAGUCUUCAGAUUACAAGAAAUAUAAAUUAAUAUGCACCUUAUCUGCCUCUUGUGGGUUUCUUAAACUUGCACUUCCCUCCCACCCACCCAAAAAUAGAUAUCUUUAAAGAAAAUACAGGCGGAGAAUUAAAACUGGGGAGCCAUUUCCUAUGUCACCAUCACUGUUAACUGUUUCCCAGCAAUCCUAACUUUUUGAAGUUGCGGAGAGAUUUUUUUUGCAUGUAUGUAUGUGUCUGUCUGUGUCGGGUUUAUUUUUUUAUUUUAAAUAUACAAGAAAUUCUUCUUUAAUGUAGAAAAAAGUGAAUCCUCUCUGAAACAGGAUGCCCACUGGAUAUACCAACCUGGACAUCUGUAGGUAGUUUGCCAUGGAAAAGUGGAGAGAAGAUGAGAUUUCUGAAUGAAUGAAAAGGGUGUCUUGAUGCCCAAGGAGCCCUCCCCUCCCCCCACCAAGUACGGGUAAUUCAGCCUGCACAGUUUGCUUUUCACUCAUAGUUUUUAGCAAUUAUGAGUGAAAAAUCAUGUAAUUAUCUGUAAAUAUGUAGCUAACAAAUUGACCUAGUUUCUGUAUUUUUUUGUUUUUGUACUAAAGUUUAUAAGUCUGUGCCAGCUAGAGAGGAGUUGCUGUCAUUGCCAGUUGUGGUCUUAGCAUCUAAUCCUGAAACCAUCCUAGGUGACAUUUUUAGAAUUAAUGCUUAACUGUUGUUGAACAGGGGAAAGUGAAGCUUAAUCGGUCAGGUUUUACAUCUUUUGAAGCAAAGUCAUUUUAUUUAAUAUAAUGAUUACAUGUUUUCGAUCAUGAAUGAGGUAGGGAGCCUCCCUCCCCCAGUGGCCAUGUUUACAGACGUGUGUUUUGUCUAUAAAGUGCAAGAGUUUUAAUGUUUAUGUAAAUUAUGCAGGUGAUAACAUUAUGGCUUGGAACUGUUUAUUGGGCUCUGUAGCUGAAUUUUCAGUGAAAUGAACUAUGUGAAUUGCUGGCACAUUGAUCCCAUUUCUGGAGAAUUUUUCUAUUUCCAGAAUUGCAUAUGUUCCUUUGUCAUUAUCCCCACUAAACCUUUCUCUGAAAUGCCUUGUAGCCUAAGGUAUUACAGGCUGGUAAAUAUAGACAAGGGAAAUGCAUUUUAAAAAACCCGUGAACCGUCGUUUGUAUGCAUUCAGUACUGAUAUGUUUCAGUGGCAACUCUGAGGUCAGUGGAGUUUAGCAAAAUGAGAUACCAAUGUUAAUGAAAAGUGUGUACUCUUUGCUUUUGCAUGGCUUGGCUUAGCUUCAAAGGUGUAUUAGGGCCACUUGAAAGCAUGAAAACCAGUUGUAUGGGAACAGGUUUCUCUCAGUGGCACAUUUUGCUUUUUCUGAGCCCUCAAGUACAUUGCCUCAGCAUGAACAUUAUUGUUACUAUAAGUUGCACAUGGUCAUGGAGUGAAUUACGUGAUUUAAAAAGAUGUAACUGCUUAAUGUUUUCAGAUUCUGGCUGGUCCAUGUGACUAUUUGGCACAUAUCAAACAGUGGGAGAGGGGUGUCCUGGACCCUUCUAACCCCCUUGUUGUCAUAGACAACUAUAUUUAGUUUAUUAAGAUGUUGGCUGCCCCUGGUGUGUUGCCAGAUAGCUCUUUUUUGGUGCCCAUUCCAAAUGUGCUUCCUUGCAUUUCAUAAUAUCAAAGAAACCACCACCCUUCUCCCUAACAUUUUAUGUGUUACACAUUUUCUUCCACAUUAAAUGGGAAUUGUGCCUACUUAGAGUGCCCCUCCAAUUAAUUACAUGUAUGUGUCCUAAAAUAAUCCAAGCCAGAGACACAAGGUGGAAGAAUUUUUUUAAAAAGUCCACUUGAGGCCAGUAAUUUAUCUGACAAGAUAUUUUACCACAUUAUCUUGACACUUGAUAUAUGAGCCUAUUAGGAGUUGCAGGUGGUUUCAUAGGGCAAAAUCCAAGUGGAGAGGAUAUGUGGGGUUUCUAUUAGAAGAUAAUUUUCUUCGUAUUUUACCUUUACUUUUAUGAUCCUUCUGUGCUAGGUUAGAAUAGGUUAAUGCUCCAAAUUUAUUGAGUUUUGUUUUUUAUCUUUUAGAGAAAUUUUUACAAAAGCAAUGGUCUGAUGUAAAUAACAUUUUAAAGUAAUAGUGCACAUACCUUUCCCAGACUGUUCCAACCAGAUAAUUUGUAAAUGCUUUAGAGUUUUUUAAAUUAACACUUGUGUUGCUAAAUCCUAUUUAUGUAAGUCUGCUAAAAUUUUUAACCCAUUUAAAACUUAAAAUGAACAUUUAAAUAAUGGAUGGGUUACUCUGAGCAACCUAGCUUUCAGAACCCCCUUGUUUUAGUGUAUGAAAAAGCCUAAUGCGCAUUAAUGAGGUUGGAGAGACUUUGAGAAAUAUGUAUAGUGUAUAUUUUAAAACAGCUUUGCUUGUAUUGUGAAGAUUUAAAAACAAACUUGAGAUUUUUAACGUAACUAUUAACACAGUUUUAACAUAAGUUAUCCCACUGGGUUUAAGAGCAUCUUGAAUGUAUAAUCCUUUUGGUAACCCAGGUUGGUUUCUGCUUUCACCAGUCAUCCAAACAUAUUAUUUAUGUUUUUAGUUUUAUAUACUCAUUUCCCUUUGUUUUCCUCAACCAGCAUGAUUUUUUUGCACAUGUAUUGUAGAAAUUUUUAAGAAAAGUUAAAAUACAUCGUUUUCUCUGAAUUUCCUUCACUUCUCUCUUCCUUUCUACUAACCCCUUACCUUACAGGCCACAUCGCUCCAUUUGCAUCAUUUGUGCAAAUGCCAGGGUUGGUUUUUAUUUUUAUUUUUGCUAUUUACCUAAAAAAAGAAAAAAAAGAAAAAGAAAAAUGCUUCAGUCAAUUGCUUUUUUAUUUAAAAAAGAAAAAAGAAAAGAAAAAAAGCUGUAACCUUAUCAUUUCCGAGUAGACCAUUGAGAGAUGAAUGCACACCUGUAAUGGCCCAGGACCAGCUCUGGUGGCUAAAGGGAAUAUGUUAACUAAGCAAGAAGUUCUUUUCUAAAAGUGGUUUAUAUUAUUCACGAUCUCUUUCCGUUAUUCCCACAAGUCAGGGGUCCAGAUAAAAUGAGGGUUAUCAGCUAACUGAUAUGUUAUCAUUGAGGUUCAUCAAUGAAUUUGUACAUUUCUACUUCCCUUUGGUGAAGGGAAAAAUGAUGAUUUUGCAAGACCUAGAUUUUGGCUUGGUUUCUUGCCUCCUUUUUUGGCAGCCUUCAUCUUCUCAUCUCCCAAAGCCCUUGAGCCUGUAGGGUUUUCGCGGUAGACAAAGGACUUGUGGUCUUUUAAAACUAGGACUGAUUUUUUGGUGAGAGAUUAUCAUGUUGAAAGUGAUGUUCUGCCACUUUACUGAUGACUAAUUUUAAAUAUACACAGUCCUCUCAAUUUUCGGACCAAACAGAUGCCCACAGUGGAGGCUUAUCAAGGGUUGCAAUGGGGAAGAAGCCUCUCCCUCACUGUCAGCACCAGCUGGUAAAGGUGACUGUACAGAUGUGCAUUUUCCUUUUGGUAGAAAUGGUCCGCAGCACUAACUGGUAAGGCUUAUUGUACAGUAUAUUGUCAGUAUUCUUCUGGUUCAACAUACCUUAUAGUUCAUAUAUAACCUGUAUUAAUUGUAUAGAUUGUGCAUUUAAAGCUGUUACCAAGUUGUCAGAACAUAAGAGCGAAAACAAGGUCAUAUGUAAUAUUUUGUUUGUAAGUAUCCUUUGUAUCAUAGCAAAGGAAAUGUUUAAAAAAAAAUCAACUGUAAUAAAGUAAUUUUAGUACACAGA
Molecule: messenger RNA, 20704 nt
Organism: Panthera uncia (snow leopard)
Lineage: Eukaryota; Metazoa; Chordata; Mammalia; Carnivora; Felidae
Gene: TAOK1
Product: TAO kinase 1
Exons: 20
Coding region: 8806-11811 (1001 amino acids)
Biological process (GO): execution phase of apoptosis; protein phosphorylation
Molecular function (GO): ATP binding; protein kinase activity
Source: RefSeq, a predicted model, not a curated record